This is a messenger RNA of Aspergillus caelatus, 951 nucleotides long. RefSeq lists its product as uncharacterized. Lineage: Eukaryota; Fungi; Ascomycota; Eurotiomycetes; Eurotiales; Aspergillaceae. The coding region runs from base 1 to 951 and encodes 316 amino acids. The record is from RefSeq and is a predicted model, not a curated record. The transcript has 3 exons.
AUGGCAAGUACUCUCCAAUCAUCCGCUCUGUCCGGGGUUUCCAUUGGUUUGCAGGUACUGGCUUUUGCAUUCCUGAUACCUUCAGCUUUUACUCUUAGGAUCGUUCAAUCGAAAUGGGCCACGGCUGUGGAGGUUCUAGCGGUCCUAAUAUCGCUGGUUGGGCUCUGGAUCUAUGGCGGUAGUGGAUAUCACACGUAUAUAAUCCCCCAAGUCGGAUUGACUAUUCUUCUGUUUAUACGACAAUCACUGGGACUAUAUAUUCAUCAAAAGCAGAAUAUUCACUCCGCAUAUGUUGCGAAACGCCUGGGCCAUGCUUACAGUCUUGCAACCAUAGGACUGUUUACUCUUGGUUGGUACCAUAUAACAGCUGGGUCCCUGGAGUCUGUUGGUAUUCGCGAUCACUACUACAAUACUCUCUCACAUGCAAUUCUCCUGCUUCUUGCAAUGAGCGAAGGGCUCCUACUGCUCUCUUCUGCUGCUGGGCUGUGGCCGCGUCAGAGUAAUCAGACGCCCGACUACUAUGAUUCUGUACUCCUUCUUGUGUGCAGCUUAGUUUUUGUGGUGGUCUUGAUAGUCGGGUACCACGCAGACGAGGACUGGCAUUUUCUUCUUACACGGUUAGAGCAUUUCGCGUACACAAUAAUGGUGUUUAGUGGGGCAAUAGCCAGCAUCAUGGUUAGUACGAGAAAGGGACAUCAGACCAAGAGAAAUAUUAUACCAGCACUUAUCACUGUGGUCCUCGGGCUAUUGUUCACCUCUCAUCAACAAGAGGCUACACUAGUGAAGAAAGUCCACGAAACCAUGGGGUAUACUAUGGUGGUUGCGGCGGCUUUCAGGAUUGUGGAAAUCCUGGUUGUGCCCCAUUGGGCGGCCAAGGCUCCAACAGACGUCCAUAGCAAUCUGCGUUAUGUGACCCCACUGGUAUUAUAUUAUCUUGCUUUGAGUGUUUGA